Messenger RNA from Malurus melanocephalus (red-backed fairy wren), 2557 nucleotides. It is a transcript of the gene SCOC, whose product is annotated as short coiled-coil protein. The transcript has 4 exons. Lineage: Eukaryota; Metazoa; Chordata; Aves; Passeriformes; Maluridae. Bases 12 to 419 code for a protein of 135 amino acids. The record is from RefSeq and is a predicted model, not a curated record. Gene Ontology annotation, cellular component: trans-Golgi network.
UGACAACUGCCAUGCUUAACACACAUGUCUCAAAAACUUUGGGAAGAGGCAGCAAAAUGGAGUUACAUUUGGACGAGGAGGAUGGCACAUUCACCAGCAUUUCUUUGGCAGAYGACUCAGAGCGUUCCUCAAGAAAACUCUCUUCAAAAGUGGAAAGAUCCCCUUCUACAAUGAUGAAUGCCGACAUGGAUGCUGUUGAAGCUGAGAAUCAGGUGGAAUUAGAAGAGAAAACACGGCUUAUUAAUCAAGUUUUGGAACUGCAGCACACACUUGAAGAUCUCUCAGCACGAGUAGAUGCUGUUAAGGAAGAAAACUUGAAACUGAAAUCAGAAAACCAAGUUCUUGGACAGUAUAUAGAAAAUCUGAUGUCAGCAUCUAGYGUUUUCCAAACAACUGACACAAAAAGCAAAAGGAAGUAAGGGUUAAUUCACAGAUUGUCAUUGUAUUGCUGCUGUCUUUUUUUGUUUUAACUGGCAUAGGCUACAUAAGCUAAAAUACCUUAGUUUGUGGCUUACUGGAUACUUAAAGAUUAUAAACUUUGGUGAUUAACAGAAUUAAGAGCAUUAUCAUGAGCAGGAGACAGAAGUUUGUGUAUUAAGAUUAAGCAAUGUGCAAAUGUAGAAUAGAUAAUCUACAAAUUUUUUAUAUUUGUUUUAAAAAUGAGCAUAUCUUGUUAAAAAGUGGAUUCAGUUUGUCAGGUUAAACAAAGGUCUGUUGGCACUCUGAGGUUUUAGGAUAGAGUUCUUGACUAGCCAAAUAGUAGUUACAAUAUUGUGUUGAAACCCCAUUUGAUAAAAACAUUCAGACUUUAAUUGCAUCAAUUUUUUCAUCCCAGAUGUGUUUACUGUGUAGUACUGUUCAUAGCUCUGCAAAACAAAUGAAACCCUAUAAACCAGUUAAGCAUUCCUGUGCAGUAGGAACAGUUAUGAUAUUGUUUGCAGGGCUUGUGUACAGARAAACACUUCAGAAUUUUUGGGAAGSGGAAGGGUAAGAGAGGAGCAGCAAGGUUAGCAAUUUAGUCAGGGAAAUAGCAAACUGGUGUAGUAUCAGUAUUGUAAUAUGUACACUUGAAACCAUUGCCACUUUYCCAUUUCCCUGAAGAAUGAUCAGGCACAGCAUCACUACGUAUGAUCUUCCUGAAGUUCUUCUCUUAUGUGAGGAAGAGUUAAAUUAAAAACCUAAGUCAUAAGCUUUCCAGAAAGAGGUCAGCAAUGCUCCUUAUACUUGUGAACAAUCUGCAGUGAGGAACUGAGAACAAGUCUUUUCCUUCCCAUCUUUUACUUUCCUCCUGAAGUGCCAAACUUGUCUUUGCUUCAGGCCUCAGAGCAGCUGUAUUCCUGCCUCAGAACCUAAGCUUUUAAAGUGCUUCUUUAGGCACUGCAUAAAAACAUCUAAGGCAGAAGGAUGCAGUGGAAYGAAGGUGGAUUUUGCCUCUCAAAGCUGUGCUGCUUUGAGCACUGCCUGGUGUCAGGGCUGCUAGCAGGCUUGGUAGGAGAACUCAGCCCAUAUUAUGAGUCUGAGCACUUCCCACAGUGACAAUAUGUUCAAGGUAAUCAGUAUUAAGGGAGAGCAGAAGCUGAAAUACAAAUAUGUAGAUUUUAGCAGUACUUAGCUGCAUCUGUUUCAUCUUGCCUACUCCAGCACUGCAGAAUUAUUUAUGGAUGUUAGCUAGGACUGAGGUCGCUCUUCAGUAAUGAAGCCAUUGUACCUUUUAAAAGGAAACCACUAGUUCAAGGAUCUCUCUCAAGCAUGCUGUUAAUGUGCCAGUGUAACAGAAGAAUAAAUCCCUCUCAAAUCCCAAGUUUCUUAGCAGCUAGGCACUACUGUGUCACAAGAGUGAGUUGAUAUUGUGACCCCCUUCCCUAAAGUGAGGUUUCCCAUUUCUCCCCAUUUUAAAUGGUUCUGCAGUGCUCACUGGAGUCAAAUGACUCUAAACAAUGUCAAAAGACUGCAAACAAAGCUCUAAUAGUAUGUCUUGAGGGCUGUUUACAAGUCUGGCUCGAGAAACCGAAUGAUGAAAAAUGUUUUACCUACCAAGACACAAAUGGAUGAUGCURCCAUUUGUGUCAUGGGGUCCUUGUCAGCAUCUAAAAUUAUUUUUAAUCUUCGGUUAACUGCUUUCUCACAUUACUGGAAYUCUAAAUUAAUCCAAGAAUUGCUAGCAGGUAAAGUAGAUCACAUGGCUAGUCCAGAGUUUGAGCAUUAAAGGAAGAACAAUCACAGCAAGCACUUGAUUUCUAAAGGUUGCAUCACAUUACAGCCAUCAUAGCUUUAAAGCCACGUCACUGCCAUCUCCAUCUGCACUGUAGGAGAUCACCCAGUAACACAGCAUGCGUUUGUUAGACUUGAGCAAUUCUCAGGAUAAAGUAAUCUUAAAAUCAUGGUUUUGUAUUGUAGAUUGGAUAGUGGUAUUUUAUCCAUCRAUGUAUAUAUAGUAGUUAUUUCAUUUCCAUGCCAUUUUACAUCCCACUACUGUGGCCUUCAUUUAACUUAUGAAUAUUUUAAAGAUGUUGUAUUUCUGACUUUACACUAAAUAAAAACUUUUCAUUUGUCUCAA